AUGCCCAAGAAACCUGAUAAAUAUGGAUUAAAAUUUUGGUUAUGUGUUGAUGUAGAUUCAUAUUACGUAUUCAAUGCAUUUCCUUAUCUUGGACGACAACCGACGGAAAAAAGACAAACCCAAAUAGGUGCCAGAGUAGUUUUAGAAUUGCUCAAACCACUUUAUGGUUCAAGCAGAAAUGUUACAAUGGAUAAUGUUUUUACAACUGUUCCAUUAGCCAAAGAACUUCAAGCAAAAAGUUUAUCUCUUAUAGGAACAUUGCGAAAAAAUAAACCGGAAAUACCUAUAGAAUUCCAGUCAAGUAAAAAUCGCGAAGUUGGCUCUUCGUUGUUUGGUUUUCAGGAUGGUUUAACUAUAGUUUCAUUUGUACCUAAAUACAACAAGGCCGUGUUACUACUUUCAUCCAAACAUCAUGAUAGUCAAGUGGAUAAUCAAACUGGUAAACCAAUUAUUAUUUUGGAUUAUAAUAAAACAAAAGGAGCUGUUGACACAAUUGAUCAAUUAUGUCACAAAUAUACGGUGAAAAGAAGUACAAAGCGAUGGCCACUUUGUAUCUUUUUUGGAAUGAUAGACAUCGCUGCUAUAAACGCAAUGAUCAUCUGGAAAACAAAGAAUCCUCAAUGGAAUCAAAAUAUAAAACAUAAACGUCGAUUAUUUCUCGAAGAAUUAGGAAUGGCUUUAGUGUCGCAUCAGCUGGAUUUUCGCUCAAAAAAUUCAAAAUUUCUGAAUACAGAUAUUCAAAAUGCAUUAGCUAUCCUCAAAUAUGCCGGACGAGAUGUACUUGGUACACCAGCAGUAGCUAUUGGCGAAGUUCAUCAACAAGAAUGUGCUCAAAUUUUAAAACUUGCAUUUGACUAA
This is a messenger RNA of Rotaria sp. Silwood2, 858 nucleotides long. The record is from the annotation of a GenBank genome assembly. NCBI's taxonomy places the organism in Eukaryota, Metazoa, Rotifera, Eurotatoria, Philodinida, Philodinidae.